UAAAAACCGAUGUAGUUUUAGCGAGCGAUUAGUGAACAAAAAACCGAAGCAAAAUGAGGGCUACUCUGGCAUUGACUCUGCUGCUCAGCUGCUGCCUUACAGGCAUUCUGUCGAAUGCCACUAUGGAUCCCCAGACGUCUGGGGAUAUGGUUGGUGAAUGCUUGAAGGAGAACGGAGUCACUGAACAGGAUCUGGCGGACCUACAAUCGGGAAAAGUAAAACCCGCUGAUGCGAAGGACAACGUCAAGUGCUCCACCCAAUGUAUAUUGGUCAAGAGCGGCUUCAUGGACUCCACGGGCAAACUCCUAACCGACAAGAUCAAAGCCCACUAUGCCAGCACCAACCAAAAGGCUGAGAUCGAGAAAAACCUGGAAAGGUGCAGCAACGUCAAGGGGGAAAAUGCAUGCGACUCAGCGUUCAAGAUAUUGGCUUGCUUCCAGGGCGGCCAAUAGUCCUACCAAUCGGUAGACAAAUCUAAGAACAAUAAAGGCAAGCAGCAGAUAUGGAGCAGAAUUAUAAAUUCAAGAAAUGUGCCAAUUUGCAAGGCUUCUAUCAUUACUAGAAAUAUCUAUUCGGAAACUAAUUCUUAAAAGAAGUGCAACUAUAAAAUAUUUGUGUGGACUCCAAAUAUUGGAAGUCUUUCGUGGAUUGCCUUUAAUUUGUAUUUAUAUAAGGUCAGAACUGGAUAUCAGACUUUUUAAAAUUAAAUGGUACAAAGUUUGAAAUUCCAAAAUUGUAAUUAUAAUAUUAUGAAGAAUCAUAGAUUAACCUUGCAUAUUUUACAUUUUAUUGAAGAUUGCUAAAUUAGACGAAGUUUUAUUUACUUAUUUAUUUUUAUUAACAAAAUUUAUUUGUUUUAACGUGAAGUUAUGUUUGUUCGAACAUUAAAGUCUUAUCCGGCGGAUCCUUUGAA
Messenger RNA from Drosophila elegans, 913 nucleotides. It is a transcript of the gene Obp56g, whose product is annotated as general odorant-binding protein 56h. The record is from RefSeq and is a predicted model, not a curated record. Lineage: Eukaryota; Metazoa; Arthropoda; Insecta; Diptera; Drosophilidae. The transcript is spliced from 2 exons. Gene Ontology annotation, biological process: sensory perception of smell. Gene Ontology annotation, molecular function: odorant binding. Bases 54 to 452 code for a protein of 132 amino acids.